UGGGCGGCGGGGCGGCGGCGGCAUGAAGGGGCGGCGGGCAGCAUGGCGGCGGCGGGCGGCGCGGCACGGCGGGGGCUGCUGAAGAGGAAGCCCAACUUCACGCUGCAGGAGAUCGAGAUCCUGAUGAGCGAAGUGCUCCGGUACGAACCGCUGCUCUUCGGAGCCGCCGCCAGCACCGUGAACGCCUACGAGAAGCAAAAGAUCUGGUGGCGCAUCACCAAUAAGAUCAACGCCGCCGGCCGCAAUCAACGCGACAUCGGAGAGGUGAAGAACCGCUGGAGGGGGCUGCGCCGCCGGGCCAACGAUAAGAUCACCCGGCACCGGCAGGAGCGGCAGGGACCGGCACCGCGACCCAACGCGAACCGGCACCACGGAGCCGCCGGAACCGGCACCGCGGAGCUCGGCCCAGGACCCGCGCCCGUAUGGGGACAGCGCGGCGGAGAAGCGGCACCGCUGCUCGGCGGGGAACGGGCGGCACCGCGCGGUUUGAAGGAGGAGGCGGUGAAAGAGGAACCGGUGGAGGUGAAGACGGAGCCCUUCCAUGACCCCACGGAUGGCGGCAGCGUCCCGGCACGACGGCAGCCCCGCAGCAGCACCCACACACCCGGCGAGGGCUGGAGCCCCCCGCAGCCCCCACAGCCCGACCUGGGGAUACAACCAGAACCUCCGGGCUGCGAUUUCCCCAGCAGCGUCAUCUUCGAGCCGGACACCGAACAGUUCAGUGACUGCAGCGAAACGGGGGGGACCCCCGGCACGACGGACGGGACCCCGGAAAGAAGCUCCCGGUUCAGCCCGGCCGAACUGCGCCUCAUCCGCUGCAACGAGCGGCUGGUGCAGGAGAUGCGAGCGUUCCGCAGGGAGUGCGCCGAGAGCCGCCGGGAGAUGGCAGCGGUGCUGCGCAGCAUCGCUCAGGCGUUGGGCGGCCUCAGUGCCAGCCUGGCCCAGAUCCGCGAGCGCUACCUCGGGGGGCACGCAGCCCCACAGCCCUGAGCCCCCCAACCCCCACAUCCGCUCGCUCCUCCCGCCCCCAUUUCGUGGUUUCGACUCCCACUUCAAUAAAACUCAGCGCUGGCCCCUCGGUUUCCCCCUCCCCAGGAUCGCUGCGGAUGGUUGAGGGGCUUUUUUUGUAUAGGAAAGAGAGGGUGGUGCUGAGACCCCAGAGCAGCAAAAACCCCAUAGAGCUCC
Messenger RNA from Coturnix japonica (Japanese quail), 1185 nucleotides. RefSeq lists its product as uncharacterized. NCBI's taxonomy places the organism in Eukaryota, Metazoa, Chordata, Aves, Galliformes, Phasianidae. The record is from RefSeq and is a predicted model, not a curated record. Gene Ontology annotation, cellular component: nucleus.